Molecule: messenger RNA, 1701 nt
Organism: Setaria italica (foxtail millet)
Lineage: Eukaryota; Viridiplantae; Streptophyta; Magnoliopsida; Poales; Poaceae
Product: cell division cycle protein 123 homolog
Exons: 1
Coding region: 89-1366 (425 amino acids)
Cellular component (GO): cytoplasm
Source: RefSeq, a predicted model, not a curated record
UAGACGAAGCCGCCGACGAGGAGCGCCGAGACUCACACACCCACAGCGACAGAGAAGCCGCCGGAAUCCCAGAGAAGCGGCGGAGGAGAUGCUUCUCGAGGAGCUGCUCCGCUGCCAGAUCCACGAGUGGUACCCAGCCUUCCGCCGCCACUCCAUCCCCACCGUCAUCAUCCCGCUCCCCGCCGCCUUCCUCCGCUACCUCGCUGGAAAAGCGGCCUAUCCCGACGCCGACGCCGACUCCGAUGAGGAACCGCUCCCGUUCCUCCUCCCCGCGAUAACCUCCGGCCGCCAGCCCUUCGCGCCCAUCCACGCGCACCACCCCGACCCGGUCUCCCUCCUCAACUCCGAGCUCUUCUUCGGCUCCAGCACCGAGGACGUCCACGACCCCGACGCGGACCACCCUCACCGGCCGGAGUUCCCGGAGCUGGAGGCGGCCAUCGACGCCGCCAUCGCGGAGCUAGGCGGCGCCGCGCUCCCCAAGCUCAACUGGAGCGCGCCCAAGGACGCCACCUUCAUGUCCGCGGACGGCACGACCGGGUGCACGUGCUUCGCCGAGGUUGCCAUGCUGCUCCGCGCCUCCGACUGUGUGGCCCACGACCUUGCCUCCGCGCGCCAAUCGUGCGAGGAUUUUGUGCACCCGGAGGGUGCUCGACGGAAUGCCCGGAAGGUUAGUGCUGGUGCCGAGGAAGGUGCUCGGCCAAAUGCCAAUGAAACUGAUUGUAGCAGAGGCAUCAAUGAUGCUCCGAGUGAUUCAAGGGAGAUAGGCGAGGAGGGAGGCAAGACAAAUGCUGUGGACUGUGAUUUGAAAGAUGCACCGGAAGAAGAAAGAUACGGGGAUACUUGGGUGGAUGAUGGCUUCCAAUACUAUCUUGCCCUCCGCAAGUGGUACCCAGGCCUCCGCCCAGAGUCAGAGUUCAGAUGCUUCGUACGGGAGCGGAAGCUGGUUGCUGUGUCCCAGAGAGAUGCAUCAGCUUACUACCCAUCAUUGCCUGGAUGGAGUUCUGAGGUACAACCAAAGAUUGAGGAUUUUUUUGAGGAAGUAAUUGAGCCACAGUUUGGCUCAAACAGCUAUACAUUUGAUGUGUAUGUGAGAAGUGAUGGGCGGGUCAAGUUGAUAGAUUUCAAUCCAUGGGGUGGUUAUACCUUGCCGCUGCUGUUUACUUGGGAGGAGCUUGAGGAGGAAGGAAGAGGGCAUGAGCUAGAGUUUAGAGUGGUCAUGCAGCAGGGUGCAGUCAGGCCAGGAUUGAUGACAGCAGUGCCAUAUGAUAUGCUGGAUUGGGGGGAGGGAAGUGGCUGGGAUGUUUUUCUGAAGAAGGCUGAUGAAGAGCUCGGCAGACAGAUGAACUCACCAGAUGGUCAUUCAUAAUCGCAUUUCAGGAUGUUUGAAGUAGCACUAGGUGCACAACUUAAAGUGAUGGCUUCCGAUUUUUUAACCUGCCACAUACUAUUAGUCCCUUGCUUUCUUAAGAUUGAUAUGCAGUCUCAUGCGACAAUGCUGUUAUUUUUUUUUGUUACUCUUAUAGUGCUAAGUUGUUAGUGCAGAUCACCUCUUAUAGUCUCAUUGCGUCAUGUAUCAGUUAUAAUCUCUCACAUAAUUCAUAUGUGGUUUAGUGGAGCUGAUGGUUAGUACUUGAAGCUGCAGAAAUGUUUUUGCAGUGAAAAUUUAUUGCCCUUUUGCUCAGCUGCAAUGAGCAUCCCUUA